AACAUUCGCAUCGAAUUUUUAAGCACAAUUUUAUCAAAUCGGGAAGUCAAAUUUUUUGGAAAUAUUUUUUGACGAAAAUGGGUUCUAAUGAAAAUGAAACAGAAAAAAACUCACUAAGUACGGAAAAAUUCUCGUCUCCUGAAAACGAUUUGAUUUCAGAUAGUGCUGAUCGACCAUCCACACCGGCAAAACCUCCGACAAAGAACUCGGAAGUAACUUGCGGUUUGCAUUUUGAACUAGGUGGGGAUCCGCCAACCGACUCUACACUGAAUUCGUCAAAUACAUCAAAUACGUUAAACAUGGGUGGUCCACCGACAGAAACGCAAACCUACUGUUUACGUUGGAAUAAUCACAAAUCAAAUUUGGUUGAGAUCUUAGAUGCUCUAGUUAAAGUUGAAAGCUAUGUAGACUGCACCAUUGUUGUUGAUGAUCAUGUUCAGUUUAAAGCUCAUCGCGUUGUGUUGGCUGCAAACUCUCCGUAUUUUCAGUCAAUAUUGCAAGACGUUCCAAUGGAUCACUGCAGCAUCAUUUUUCCUGGGGUCAAGGCCUUUGAAAUGCGUGCUCUGCUCGAAUAUAUGUAUACCGGUGAAGUUAAUGUUACACAAAGUCAAAUACCUAAAAUUAUGAAAAUAGCUGGAGAUCUUGAGGUAAAGGGUCUCUUCGAUAUGGCAGAUCUCAGAGAGAAAUUCAAGAGCAACAACACAGACCAUCAUGAGCGCAUCGGCAAUCCUUUCGUUAACUCUGCUGGUAUCACAAUUCCACCAUACACAGCUGCUGCAGUAGCUACGGCUUCGUCAACAGCCGACGCAGAAAAUGGUAAAAAUCAUGUUGAUAUACAAAACGCUCAUAAUUCCUCAUCCGUGAUCUCUACAUCGUCGAAUAUCUCACCGUCUGCUGCACCAACAAGCAGCUCAUCACCGCCUUACAACAACUUUAAGCCCACUUAUCCCACUUUAUAUGGUAAAGCAACAACACCACCCACAACAGCGGCGAGUGCAACACCUCAACCGAUUAGUAAUGUAAACUUACCACAAACGUCACCCGCAUAUGCACAUCAACAAUCCAAUCCUUCUGAACGCGUAAGUGGAGCUUGGCCCAUUUCUCCAAACUCUGCCGCUGCUAUGUUAAGUUCAGUUUAUGAAUCUGCACCUGAUAUGAAUCCCCUCAAGCGCAAAAAGCUUUCAUCGAUAUCUAGCAUGUUAAUGAAUCGCGAUACACCUAUUUUACGGAACGUAUUGGCUCAAGCAAAUCCAGCCGACUCUUCUCAACCAUUACCACUAAUGCUCCCCGGGGGUGUUAAAAACGAGAAUUCUGUUAUAGAAAAAACUUCACAACACAGUGCCACUGUGAGGCCACAAAGCAGCAAUCACAGCGUCAAUGGUUCUGACUACAGCAGUGAUAAGAAAUACAACGACGAACCACACUCGCCCUAUACUGAUCAUUCUUUUGAAGAGGACGGCUUCACGCCGAAGCGCAAUUUCAGUGGAAGUUUCAACAGCAAUGGCAAUAAUCAGAAGCCAGAGUGGAAGCGCUAUAAACAAUACACCCGUAAUGAUAUUAUGUCGGCCAUACAGUGUGUCCGAAAUGGUAUGAGCGCUUUGCAGGCUUCACGUAAGUUUAAUGUACCCUCGCGCACACUUUACGAUAAGGUUAAGAAGUUAGGUAUUACCACCGGUCGGCCAAUGAAUCGCACAAUGAAGCGUAGUCCAAGUAGCAUGGAAGCAUCAGCGGCUUUUCCAUAUGCGCAAGGAUUUGGACACGCCGAGCCUAUUCUAUCAUCGAUGCACGAAGGUGUACACGAGGAACGCGACACGAAGGAACAGCGCAUCAGUGAACGUCACCAUCUACCAAACACUAUUUCUCAUUCAGCGGCAUCAUUACUAGAUCAUCCAUUCAUCCAACAAGCACUCGAAAAUCGCGGAGCGGACAUUGGGGGACGUGGUGCAUUACAUGCUAUGGCAUUUGCUGCUGCUGCGCAUGCAGCUGUGAAUCGCAUACCAACUAGUCCGAGUAGUAAUUCAGGUAGACGAACGCCAAGCCCCAGCCACUAUUCGAUCAAAUACGAUCACGAAAGCGAGCGUGAACUAUUGCUGGAACGUGAACGUGAAAAAGAACGUCGAUUAGUGCUGGAACGCGACAUAGAUAUCGAGCGUGAAUGCGAAAUCGAACGAAACCUUGAGCGUGAGCGUGAACGAGAACAAGAACGUGAAGAUCUUCACCAUGACGAAAUAGAUGAAGAUCACGAUCCUGAAGACUUGAGCAUUGCGCGCAAACAAGACUGUAAAUCACCAGACUUGCAACGCCAUGCCAGUACACCGCAUUCUCCGUCCUAUGCGGAAAACGGCAGUGGUGUCAUUAUGCAUCCAAUGCAUGCCAAGGUUAACAGCGAAGAGUUUGCAUCUGAGAAUGCAGCAAAACUGAUGCGCGACGAAGAAAACAACACCGACUGAUUGAUGCUGUCUAUGGCCUGGCAAUAUGCUGCAGACAGUUGUUACGAUUCUUUGUUGUUAUUUGGUCGUUGACGCGAAUUUUUGAUGUUUUUGCCUCCAUUUUAUUAAUUUAAUUUUGUUUUUUCUUUUUUUUUGUUACUAUUAAGUUUCAUGUUAGUGUUUUCAAAAUACUGGGCAGUCUCUGAGCACCACUAUUUUUUAGGGUGACCAUAGGUCUUUUUUUUUUGUAUCGACACUAAUUUAAAACUAAGCACUGGGGAUUAUUUUAGUUUUUCGAAAGUGCAAUUUGGGUGGGAUUGUAAGAAAUGCAUUUUUCUAAAAUUAUGCAUUGUAAUUCAUUCUAGCGUAUAUUGUAAAAUUUUAAUUAAAUGUUUAAUGUAUGGUAUAAGCAAUAGAAAUUUACAAUUAAAACAAUUUUGCCGAUAAUAAGCGACGCUUAAAACGUUGCAAUUUUCAAUUUAAUUUAUAAAAUAUUUUACAAAUUUCGUCUUAUGUGCGAAAAUAUAAACGGUGAAAUGGCUUUAAGGAAAUCAAAUAUGCAUAAAUUUAGAAGUAAAAAUCAAUUGCACAUAGUGUAAGAAAUACUAUUAAAACUUUUAGAAUAUUUCACAUUGCUCAAGUACUCUGCAUAAAAUUAUUUACACUGAAAAUUAUUAAUACCUUAAUGUGUAAUUAUUAAAAGAAUCAAAUUAAUUAAUAGUGUAACAAAUUUGUCAAGAUUAAUAUAUCACCGUGUGCCUAAAAAGGUUUUUAAAAAUCUUAUAUCAUUAAUAUUAGACCUUUAGAUUAUACAUUUAGUUUAGUUUAACAGAUUAUCAGUUUAAGCACUCAAAUUUAACACGUUUUUCAAAGGCUGCGAAAAAAUGUGCUGUAAAUUUGUUGCCAUUAAAUCAAAUCAUUUUAUGCAAUUUCCUCACAAUUUGUCAAACACUUCAUGUUUCCUAGUUAAAAUCAAAAUAUAUGUCAUAAAUAUUUAUUAUAAGACUGAUGAGGAAAGGCAUAAAUAUUUUUUGAGCAUAAAAACACGCAAAGUAAACACAAGAGUUUGCGUUAAUA
Teleopsis dalmanni is the source of this 3506-nucleotide messenger RNA. It is a transcript of the gene rib, whose product is annotated as longitudinals lacking protein. The coding region runs from base 78 to 2450 and encodes 790 amino acids. Gene Ontology annotation, molecular function: DNA binding; protein binding. The record is from RefSeq and is a predicted model, not a curated record. The transcript is spliced from 3 exons. Gene Ontology annotation, cellular component: nucleus. NCBI's taxonomy places the organism in Eukaryota, Metazoa, Arthropoda, Insecta, Diptera, Diopsidae. Gene Ontology annotation, biological process: regulation of transcription by RNA polymerase II.